This is a messenger RNA of Cercospora beticola, 3525 nucleotides long. RefSeq names its product GTPase BMS1 (gene BMS1). Gene Ontology annotation, cellular component: 90S preribosome; nucleus. Lineage: Eukaryota; Fungi; Ascomycota; Dothideomycetes; Mycosphaerellales; Mycosphaerellaceae. Gene Ontology annotation, molecular function: GTPase activity; U3 snoRNA binding; GTP binding. The record is from RefSeq and is a predicted model, not a curated record. Gene Ontology annotation, biological process: ribosome biogenesis; endonucleolytic cleavage of tricistronic rRNA transcript (SSU-rRNA, 5.8S rRNA, LSU-rRNA); maturation of SSU-rRNA from tricistronic rRNA transcript (SSU-rRNA, 5.8S rRNA, LSU-rRNA).
CGAUCCAUCUGAACUACCUUACGGCGGAGCGCUGGUGUCGACGCGAUGGGUGGCGAGGAGCAGACGCAUACGGCGCAUCGCGCGAGCAAAGCGAAGAAGAAGCACGAUACGUCCCAGCCGAACCCGAAAGCUUUCGCCUUCGCCGCUCCAGGACGACUGCAAAAACAGGCGGCGAGAAGUCACGAUGUCAAGGAGAAGCGGCUGCAUGUCCCGCUCGUGGACAGGCUUCCAGAGGAGGCGCCUCCGCUGGUUGUUGGAGUCGUUGGCCCGCCCGGUGUCGGCAAGACGACAUUGAUCAAGAGCUUGGUCAGGCGGUACACAAAGCAGGCAGUCUCUCAGCCUACGGGGCCGAUCACAGUUGUCACCAGCAAGAGGCGGAGACUCACAUUCAUGGAGAGUCCAAGUGACAGUCUUGCAUCGGCGAUAGACAUGGCGAAAGUGGUGGAUAUCGUUCUGCUCAUGAUCGAUGGCAACUAUGGAUUCGAGAUGGAAACCAUGGAGUUCUUGUCUGUGUUGAGCAGUACUGGUAUGCCGGGUAAUGUGUUCGGCAUCCUCACACAUCUGGACUUGUUCCGGAAGCAGGACACACUGAAAGCGCAGAAAAAGCGACUGAAACACCGAUUCUGGUCGGAACUGUACCAGGGUGCAAAGCUCUUCUACCUGUCUGGUGUGAUCAAUGGACGAUAUCCUGAUCGAGAGGUUCUGAACCUGUCGCGCUUUCUGAGCGUGAUGAAGAAUCCUAGACCGCUGGUUUGGAGGAACUCGCAUCCCUACGCACUUGCCGAUCGAAUGCUGGACAUCACUCCUGAGACCAAGAAGGAAGAGGAUCCGAAGUGCGAUCGUACGAUAGCAUUGUAUGGCUACUUGCGAGGCACAAACUUCCCUGCGCACGAUGCUCGAGUGCACAUUCCUGGAGUCGGCGACAUCAAUGUUGAACGCGUGGAGUCACUACCUGACCCAUGUCCUACUCCGUACUUUGAGCAAGUGAAAGAGAAGGCGGAUGGGACCAAGAAGAGGAAAAGACUGGGCGAAAAGCAGAAGGUCAUCUAUGCGCCAAUGAGCGAUGUAGGCGGUGUGUUGGUAGACAAGGAUGCCGUGUACAUCGAUGUCAAGAGCAAUACAUUCGAUGCGAAUGAGAACGAGGAAGAGCGAGGGCUGGGCGAGCAGCUGGUUGUCGGCCUGCAGGGCGAGAAGAGAAGAAGUGAAGAUGACGGAAUCGCACUGUUCGAUGAUGGGCAGCGGAUAAAGAGCUUGGAUGAUGACGACGUCAAGGACACUGGCCGCAAGAGCGCACGAAAAGCCACUCUAUACGACAGGGUAGAUGAGGACGACGACCUUGAGGAUGAAGGAUUUGAGAGUGGCGAGACGGACGAUGAAGCAGACUUUGAGGCGCUGCAAGAAGCGCCUGAGAAGACUGGCCGCUCGAAAAAGGACAAGGACACCGAGGUGGAGGGCGAUAUUGCGUUUGCAGAUUCAGACAGCGAUCUCGGUUCGUUGUCAGAAGUGUCCGAUCAAGAUCUUGAAGAUGACCCAGACGUUGACGACUGUGAUAUGGACUCGGAGGACGAGGACGGCGAGGUCCAGUGGAAGGGCAACAUGGCAGAGCGUGCCAAGGCAAUGUCGGGCAAGAAGCAGCCUUACAGGAUCGCAUAUCUGGCCAAGAUGCUGUACGACGAUAUGCUGAGCACAGCAGAGCUCGUGAAGAAAUGGCGAAGUGAGGAUGACGAGGAGGAAGAUGCGGACGAUGAGCAGGAGGAUGGCUUCUUCAACAGGCGGAAGCCAAGUGCCGACGAUGAACAAGAAGACCGCAUGAUUCCGAAAUACGACUAUGAGGACCUCGAAGAGAAGUGGACAGAUGAAGACAACAUGGAAGCACUUCGCCAGCGUUUCACGGCUGUUGGCCUGGGCGGCAACAAUGGGAAAGAUGCAGGGGAAGAUGGCGACGAUGAUUUCGAAGGUCUCGAUGAUGGAAGCGAAGGCGACGGAGAAUUUGAGGACCUUGAAGCUGGUGAUGCUGAAGAAGCUGCGGAGGCGCCGGAAAGCAUUGAAGAUGAGCGAGCAAAGAACGCUCGCAAGAAGGAAGAGCUGAAAAUGCGCUUCGAAGAAGAGGAUCGCGAGGGGUUCCUCAACCCCAAGAACACGAAUCGAGAGGCGAACGGAGAUGCCGAAGGCGAUGAGUUCGGCGAAGAUGAGUGGUACGAUGCACAAAAGGCAAUGCUGAAGAAGCAGCAAGAUCUGAACCGCAAAGAGUUCGAAGACCUGGACGAAGCAACACGAGUGCGUGCAGAAGGCUAUCGAGCUGGCACAUACGCCCGCCUCAUCCUGGCAGACGUACCUGUCGAGUUCGUCGAGAACUUUGAUGCUCGCUUCCCUCUAUUGGUCGGAGGCCUACAGCCUACCGAAGAGCGCAUGGGCUUCGUGCAAGUCCGCAUCAAGCGCCACAGAUGGCAUAAGAAGAUUCUCAAGACGAACGAUCCUCUGAUUUUCUCCCUCGGAUGGCGCCGGUUUCAGACCACUCCGGUCUACAGCAUAUCAGACUCGCGAACACGCAAUCGCAUGCUCAAAUACACUCCUGAGCACAUGCACUGCUUCGGGACAUUCUAUGGACCACUGGCUGCACCGAACACUGGUUUCUGUUGUGUGCAAUCCUUCUCAAACAAGAAUCCCGGCUUCCGGAUAGCAGCCACUGGUGUCGUGCUCAAUGUCGACGAGAGCACUGAGAUUGUGAAGAAGCUGAAGCUGACUGGGCAUCCAUACAAGAUCUUCAAGAACACCGCCUUCGUCAAGGACAUGUUCUCUAGUGCACUCGAGAUUGCCAAGUUUGAAGGUGCAGGUAUCAAAACUGUAUCUGGCAUUCGAGGACAGAUCAAGAAGGCUCUUUCCAAACCCGAAGGAUGUUUCCGUGCCACGUUCGAGGACAAGGUGCUCAUGUCGGACAUCAUCUUUUUGCGAGCGUGGUACCCUGUGCGACCACAUCGCUUCUACAAUCCAGUGACGAACCUGCUCGAAGGUGGCGAUCCUGGCGAGUGGGAAGGCAUGCGUCUGACAGGUCAAGUCCGAGCUGCUCAGAGCUUACCCACUCCCCAACAAAAGAACAGUAAAUACGUUCCGAUCGAACGCCAGGAGCGACACUUCAACCCUCUGCGAGUUCCGAGAAAGCUCCAAGCAGACCUUCCAUACAAGUCUCAGAUUACGCAGAUGAAGCCGCAGAAGAAGCAGACGUACACGCAGAAACGCGCUGUUGUUCUUGGUGGCGAGGAGAAGGUUGCAAGGAGACUGAUGCAGCAAGUCAUGACUUUGAGGAACGAGAAAGUGGAGAAGCGACGUGCGAAGCAGGAAGAGAGAAAAGAGGGUUAUAGGAAGAAGGUUGCAGAGAGUGAAGAAAAGAGGAAAGAGAGGGAGAAGAGGGAGAGAGAUGACUUUUGGAAACGUGAGGGCAAGAAGAGGAAGAACUGGGAGACGAAUGGAGAGGGCGGAGGAGGUGGUGGUGGAGGGAAGUAUAAGAAGAGAAAGCAGGCGUAGAUC